AGACCGAGUAGCCGCAUGAUCGACAGAUUCUCAGAUGGCCGGGUUCUCAUCGCCGGAGAUGCCGCUCAUAUUCAUCCUCCUACGGGUGGGCAGGGACUGAACUCUGGUCUGCAAGAUAUGAUGAAUCUAGGCUGUGGCUUAGUUCCUGCCUCGAUCUUGUCCAGCUACAACGAGGAGCGUCAUCCAAUGAUCAGGACUAUGCUCCAACUCACGGGCCACCUUGACACGAAGACUCGUGACAAUAUGCAAGACGGGCUCAACCGAAGCACUGACUUGAGCAUGCUUGAGAUCAACUAUCGCUGGAGCCGCAUCGUCGUCGAUGAUCAG
Punctularia strigosozonata HHB-11173 SS5 is the source of this 327-nucleotide messenger RNA. RefSeq lists its product as uncharacterized. Gene Ontology annotation, molecular function: FAD binding. The record is from RefSeq and is a predicted model, not a curated record. The annotation marks the transcript as partial. NCBI's taxonomy places the organism in Eukaryota, Fungi, Basidiomycota, Agaricomycetes, Corticiales, Punctulariaceae. The transcript is spliced from 3 exons.